AUGAAGCAGGAGGAGCUGGCUGAGCGUCUGCAGAGAAAGGUCAGAGGGUUCACUAACCCACAAAAGGAGGAAUACUUCAAGAAGAGUGGUUGUCACCUCUCAGAGGACAUCUGUGCAGAUCUGUCCUCAGUUCUCAGCUCUCAGUCCUCCAGUCUGACAGAACUGGACCUGAGUAACAACCACCUGCAGGAUUCAGGACUGAAGAAGCUUUGUCCUGGACUGGAGAGUCCACACUGUCACCUGGAGUCUCUCAGGCUGUCAGGCUGUAUGAUCUCAGAGGAAGGCUGUGCUUCUCUGGUCUCAGCUCUGAGCUCCAACCCCUCCCAUCUGAGAGAGCUGGACCUGAGCUACAACCAUCCAGGAGAGUCAGCAGUGAAGCUUUUGUCUGCUGGACUGAAGGAUCUCCGCUGGAGACUGGACACUCUCAGGGUGGAGCCUGCUGGACAACGAUGGAUGACACCAGGUCUGAGGAAGUAUUCCUGUCAACUCAUCAUCGACACAAACACAGUCCACAAACGCAUCAAACUGUCUGACAACAACAGGAAGAUGAUGUAUGUGGAUGAAUAUCAGUCAUAUCCUGAUCAUCCAGACAGGUUUAAUUACUGUUGUCAGCUGCUGUGUAGAGAAGUUCUGACGGGUCGCUGUUACUGGGAGGUCCAGUGGAGAGGAAGAGUUUAUAUAUCAGUGAGUUACAGAAGAAUCAGAAGGAAAGGAGACUCUAAAGACUGUGUGUUUGGAAGAAACGAUCAUUCCUGGAGUCUGGAAUGUUUUGAUGGUGGUCGGUACUCUGUCUGGCACAAUAACAGAGUAACAUCUUCCUCCUCCUCUUCCUCAGUCUCUGACAGAGUAGCAGUGUAUGUGGCCGUUCCUGCUGGAACUCUGUCCUUCUACAGCGUCUCCUCUGACAGACUGAUCCACCUCCACACCGUCAACACCACAUUCACUGAACCUCUCUCUCCUGGGUUCAUGAUCUGGUCCAAGUCUGGCUCUUCAGUGACUCUGUGUUGA
This is a messenger RNA of Cololabis saira (Pacific saury), 1008 nucleotides long. Its product is annotated as stonustoxin subunit beta-like. The transcript has 6 exons. The record is from RefSeq and is a predicted model, not a curated record. Lineage: Eukaryota; Metazoa; Chordata; Actinopteri; Beloniformes; Belonidae. The coding region runs from base 1 to 1008 and encodes 335 amino acids. Gene Ontology annotation, molecular function: protein binding.